This is a messenger RNA of Ruditapes philippinarum (Manila clam), 2463 nucleotides long. RefSeq lists its product as uncharacterized. The transcript is spliced from 5 exons. Lineage: Eukaryota; Metazoa; Mollusca; Bivalvia; Venerida; Veneridae. The coding region runs from base 133 to 1479 and encodes 448 amino acids. Gene Ontology annotation, molecular function: protein binding. The record is from RefSeq and is a predicted model, not a curated record.
CAAUUAUAUACCUCUGAAAGAGUUCAUGAAAGACACUUUAUCUUUAUACUAUAUGAUAUCACGUCAUUUUAAUAUUUUUCAACUAAUCAUAUAGUCUCUUGUAGAAUUCCGAAACGUUUUCUUUUACGACAUAUGGAAUUUUUGCACGAGACAAAAGACUACAAUGUAGCUGAGUUUCAAGAGAAAUAUACUGAUAAUCUUCCACAAAUUGUGAUGGUGACUCAAGGUUUCUGUGGAGAAGAUAAUGAAGAUACUUUUGACAGGGAACAGGUGCUGCGAGUACAUGCUUUAUCGAAACAAAAAAGGGUAGUAGCCAGGAUCCAGUACACGACGCACACUAAAAUAAUAAGUUUACCUGUAUGUUAUGACAUAAGUUUGUGUGUCGUUAGAAAAGGAGACAAACACGGAGAGCUGAAAUCAAUAUUUACCAUUUUGCAUAACUAUACACUUCCGAUAACCGUCCAGUUUGCGAAGAAUCGCAGAUUUACAGUUGAUAAACACACUGCUGUCGACGUUAGCAACAUCCCGCGCAUGGAUCUCCUACAGACCUAUGACGAGAUUAACCUGUUGUCAAAUUGUAUAAUUGACGGUAAAAUGAGUGAAGAAAUUGUUUACAUACCAGUUUAUCUGUCACAAGUGAGACUGGCAGUGGUAACAGGGAUUAAAGGUCAAACAGAGGGUACAUGGAACGUCUUUCAACAGAAGUUAGAUCAAGCUGCCAGUGAUAUAGAAUUUGAUAACGAAUUUGGAAAUCCACAUAUUGCCGAGUAUGACACUAGCACAGUUCACACUGGUAACAAGUACACGUAUAUUGAACCGACAUCUUACUGUAAAAUUCUCAGUCUUGUAAACAAAUCACCACAUAGAUCAUUUGACACUGCAUCAUUGAACCAAGUACAUAAUCUUCAAAACCAAGACCAAGGUCUAAACGUUUACGAGGAAAUUGACAUCACGGCGCGAGAGAAUCAAACGACACUUGAACCAUAUGACAAGCUUAGGAUGUCAUGGUCAAAGAGAAGUCAUUUGACGUCAAAACUACAUAAGCACAAUAAAAAAUAUCAAGUGACAGCACCAACAGCUCUCCCAGAACGGAAGCCUAUACCUGGUCUUCCUGCAGCAGUUACAAAGGAUAAUGGUGCAGAAUCCAUGUAUGAAAAUGGUGUACCACGAACGAAUUUAGCACCAUCAACGCACACCAGCGCGAAACUUAAAUCUAAGCCAUCACCUGGAGCGGUGAGUAAAUUUGUACGUGAUGUUAAAAGGCAUGCUGACGUAAAGAAACUGAGUAUCGAGGAGGUUGUCGAGUAUCUUAAAAGACUGAACUUAGGGAAAUAUGCUGAUACUUUUAAGACUGAACAAAUUGAUGGUCGACUGCUAAUACAACUGGACAAAGACACGCUGAAAGAAGACUUUGAUAUGAAAGGUGUGGAGGCAAUAAGACUUGUAACAUUUGCAAAAGAAGGUCACGUGCCGAAUUAGAUAAACUUAAAAGCGAAACACAUUAAUUUUGUUUUUCACUUUAUGUUUUUGUGGGAUACAGAACGUUAGUUUUAUAUAUUGACUUAAUUAUUUUUAUAACUAUGUUCAAAUAACAAAUGUUUUUAAAGAACAAUACAGUGCCAUUGUUUAAAUGUUAUGAAAAAGUACAAAAUAAAUUUCCCAUUGCCUGACACUUUAUAUACAUCCGCCAUGGUGAAGUUUGCGUGUUAUGAAGCUCAAUUAGUUUUGUGUACCCAGCAAACACAGAUCAGUCAAAAUAUUUGAAGAAAAUCAACCAUGAGAAAAUUAGUAAGAUUUUAAGAAAAGAAAAAAAUAUGCACAAUUCACGAAAUAAUUUACAAAAUACAUGCAUAUAUUGGCUAUUGCGUGACUAACACAAUGAAAUCAGUGUAUCCUGCUUCUGUCUACAAAGCCUUGCCGGAUAACUUUUACAGGAUUAUAUACCGUUUACACCAGUGUUAGGAAAAUCUGUUUUACACCCCAUGUAUGAUAAGUCGCGUGCCUUAAAAGACGCCAUUGCGUUUUAAGGAUGACAUCAUUUUACCGCUAUGAAUAAAAAGUUGUAAGUUCAUACGCUACUAUGUAACAGUUAACUGUUUUAUCGCAAUUUCAUAAAUUUGAUUUGUAAUAGAAAGCAGAAAAAAUAGAAACCUCUGAUAAAAUAUACCAAUACUAUCUAAUGCUAACAGCUAUUUAUUAUAAGGCAGUUGUUUGAAGGUGUUUUCGCUACCGCCGCAAAAAAAGAAAGAAGAAAAAGGAAUAGAUCUAAACUAAGAUGUGCAACCCUUGAACAUUUUAAGAUGUCAAAUGUUUAAGACGGAUUAAAAACGGAUACUUUAAUUGUGCAGAAAAUAAUAUUGAUACAAGAUUUUAAGGACUUUUCAAAUGGACAAUAAUUCAUUCAGCGGAUGUACUUUUGAUUUGAGCAGUUGUAUUUAUGAGAAUAAAUUUAAUUUCAUUGAU